GCGCAUGCUCAGCUCACACUAGCUCCGCCCACUGUGACUCUAGUGACAGUCGCAGGCAGCAGGUGAGGCGCGUGCGCGCACACUCAACAGGUCUUAGCGCGCGCGCCGCUUAGAGGCUUUGAAGGGACCCGUGGCACGAGCGUUCAGAAAACUCGGGGACUUUUUUGGACUUUCUGUCUGUUUCAGAGCUGAAGAGGGAGAGGAGGCGCGGGUUUCCAGCCCAGCGUGGGACGUUGAUGGACUGGUGGUGCUUUGAGGCUGAGGGAGCAUGGUGAAACACCAACCCUUACAGGUCUACGAGAAGCAGGUCUUUCUGUCUUUUGUCACUGGGAUCUAUGGUUGCCGCUGGAAACGCUAUCAGCGUUCCCAAGACGACAGCUCCCAGUGGGAGUGUGCAUGGUUCCUUCUGCUGUGCAGUUCCUUCCUCUUGCUCCUCUUUUGGGCCUACUUCUGGUUGGUUGCUCAAAAUGAUUUCAAUGACUUCAACUGGUUGGUGUACAAUCGUUCUGGCGAGUGGAAGGAUGAAACCAUCCCCAUCCUUACAUCCACCACCCUGGGACUCAGCUACGUCACCUUCUUACUGAUUCUAGCCCUUUUCCAUAUAUCUUUGGGACAACAACUCAAUCUGUACUGGGUUCACAAGAUUGGAGUGUUAGCAACGCUGCUCAUCACCAUCUCUGGAAUCGUCUCUGUUGAUGACAUCUGGGAAGAUGAGUUGGACAUCCUGCUUAUAUCGCUGCAGUCCACAGCACCUUUCCUGCACAUCGGAGCGCUGGUCGUGAUCACAGCUCUGAGCUGGAUGGUUGCUGCGUAUGUGGUCCGUAAGGAGAGAUCCAAUUUUCAGCUAAUGGUGCUGGUCAUCUACUUUGUGAGUCUUCUGGCUGUCUGCCUGGCCCCCAUCACAUUCACCUGCCCCUGCAUAAUGGACCGCCACACUCUCAAGGCAAGGCCAGACAUUAUUGGCCGACGUGGAGCUCCCAUGCUGGCUCCUGAGAACAGCCUCCUGUCUUUCCACAGAGCGCUGCAGCUGGGAGCCAGCACCCUGGAAGCCGACGUCACCAUCAGCAUGGAUGGAGUUCCCUUCCUAAUGAGAGACCAGACUCUGAGACGAACCACAGACGUCAGCAGAGUCUUCCCAGCCCGGCAGUUCCAGGAUGCCUCCUCCUUCAACUGGACAGAAAUCCGCUCUCUAAACGCAGGAACGUGGUUUUUGCAGAGUGACCCCUACUGGACGGUCAGAACGUUGACCACAAAGGAUCGCAGCCGGAUAGCCAACCUGACCGUCUGCAGCCUGGUGGAGAUGCUCCGUCUGUCGGCCAGGGCCAACUGCUCUGCCUGGCUCAACAUCCACAAGCCCCGCCCAGAGCACCCCCGCUCCCGGAGCUGGUUCAUGGACACGCUGCGAGUGCUGCAGAGGGCGGGGAUGUCGGCUAAGAGGGUGACAUGGACCCCCGACACAGACAGGGGGAGGGUGAGGGGGCUUCAGCAGGCCACCAAUGAGAAGCUGUCUGUGGAGGAGAUUCGACAGCGGGGAAUCACAACCGUGAGGCUCCACUACAGCAAGAUCAGCCACAAAGACAUUCAGGAGUACCUGGCCAAUAAUGUGAGCGUGAGCAUCUACCCGGUGAACGGGCCGUGGCUCUACUCCCUUCUGUGGUGCAGUGGGGUGCCUUCUGUGUCCUCCGACGCCCCCCAAGUCCUUCGAAAAGUGCCUUACCCUAUCUGGCUCAUGAGUCGCGGCGCUUACAGCUUUAUUUGGAUCUGCUCAGACCUGGUGUCUCUUGCUGUUGUUGUUGGGAUCUUCUGUUUCCAGAAGUGGAGGAUGGGGGGGAUGCAGCACUGUAACCCGGAGCAGAUCAUGCUGAGCGCUGUGGGCCGGAGACCCAGUCCAGACGUCAACAUCAUGAAGGAGAGGCUCAUCCUUUCAGAGCUGAACAGUGGUCUGGGCAGCACGGAGGAUCUCUGUCUGUGUCCUGAGAACGGUCACGUGCGAUACUCUCCAGGAGGCUUCGUUCACUGACGCCACCCAUGACGGCAGAGACGGUUUUGGUCUCUGAAAUCAUCUACCGAACAAAGCCACGUCCUCCUCGGUGGUUCUCUCUCUGCAGAGAAACAUCCCAACGGUCUGCUGUCGCACACGAGCACUCGUCUGACUUGUCUGACUCGUCUGGACUCGUCUGACUUGUCUAGACUCGUCUGUCUCGUCUGGUCUCGUUUGGACUCGUCUGUCUCGUCUGGACUCGUCUGACUCGUCUGGACUCCUCUGACUCGUCUGGACUUCUGACUCGUCUGACUCGUCGGACUCGUCUGUCUCGUCUGGACUCGUCUGGACUCGUCUGGACUCGGCUGGACUCGUCUGUCUCGUCUGGACUCGUCUGACUCGUUUGACUCGUCUGGACUCCUCUGACUCCUCUGACUCGUCUGGACUCGUCGGACUCGUCGGACUCGUCGGACUCGUCUGCCUCUGUUACAUGCAGACACACUCACAUGCUGCCUUUUUGUGAUAUGGAUGACCCUGUAGAUAUAUUUAUCUUUAGGAUAACCUGCUAGUUUUCUUUCUGUUUAAUAAAGACAACUCGUAUUCUUUCAA
Molecule: messenger RNA, 2590 nt
Organism: Oryzias melastigma (Indian medaka)
Lineage: Eukaryota; Metazoa; Chordata; Actinopteri; Beloniformes; Adrianichthyidae
Gene: gdpd5a
Product: glycerophosphodiester phosphodiesterase domain containing 5a
Exons: 16
Coding region: 269-2020 (583 amino acids)
Biological process (GO): positive regulation of neuron differentiation; lipid metabolic process
Cellular component (GO): plasma membrane
Molecular function (GO): glycerophosphodiester phosphodiesterase activity
Source: RefSeq, a predicted model, not a curated record